Messenger RNA from Electrophorus electricus (electric eel), 1103 nucleotides. RefSeq names its product inhibitor of DNA binding 2a (gene id2a). Gene Ontology annotation, molecular function: transcription regulator activity; protein dimerization activity. The record is from RefSeq and is a predicted model, not a curated record. Gene Ontology annotation, biological process: negative regulation of transcription by RNA polymerase II; circadian regulation of gene expression; cell differentiation. NCBI's taxonomy places the organism in Eukaryota, Metazoa, Chordata, Actinopteri, Gymnotiformes, Gymnotidae. Gene Ontology annotation, cellular component: cytoplasm; nucleus.
AACACCGGCGCUACUAGAAGCAGAACAAACAACACCCCCCCCCCCCCCAAAAAAAAAUUGUCUUUUCAAAAUCGUCGAGUGUGGGUUUUUUUUUUGCAAAGUGUCAGUAUGAAAGCAAUAAGUCCAGUCAGGUCUUUCCGGAAAAACGGUGCGAGCAUGACGGAGCAUAGUCUUGGGAUCUCUCGGAGCAAGACCCCUGUGGACGACCCCCUGAGCUUGCUGUACAACAUGAACGACUGCUACUCCAAACUGAAGGAGCUGGUGCCGAGCAUCCCGCAGAACAAGAACGUGAGCAAAAUGGAAAUCUUGCAACACGUAAUCGACUACAUUCUGGACCUGCAGAUCGCACUUGACUCCAAUUCCGCAAUUACCAGUCUCCAUCACCCACGGCCGGGGCAGGGCACGUCGUCGAGGACACCCCUGACGACGCUCAACACGGACAUCAGUGUCCUGUCCUUACAGACGCCGGAGUUUCAGUCAGACUUGAUCACAGAGGACAGCAGGACACUUUACCGUUAAUCAGGUGUUUGGUUAAGACAUGAACACACAGGACCUGGAAACUGACUUUUUUCCCUCAAUUUCUGUUCCCGGUCUGGAUUUUUUUUCUUCAACUAAAUCAAGAGACGUUGCAUCUAAAAGGACAAUCUGUGAUGUGUUAUCAGUUCGGACAUUGAUUAUUUAUCUAAAGACUUUAGUCUUUUUUCUUCAAGAGGAAGAAGCACUAUAUUCCCGAAAAUGGGAGGGAAAACGAAUGAAAGAUGAAAUGUCACAAGAGGCCCUUCUCUUAAGUGAGAAGUCUUCGCUUUUUCGUGAAGAUGCAGUGUGAAUAGGAGACGACGUCGUUAGUUACUGUAAAAAGUUUAGUCUGUUUUUGUCAAGAAGCGUCAUUCUUUUGACACAUGAAGGACUGGACGUUGAAUAUGACAUAAGCGCGUGAAAUCUUGUGAACUCUUUCAGAGUUGUAUCUUGUAUAGUUGCAGAAAUUGGACUACCAAGCUGCAAAGUGUUAUGUUGUACUUAAUUAUGCUGAAACUUUUUAUAAAAGUAAUUGUAAAUCGUACCUUUUUAUAUAAAAAAAAAAUAAAUCAAAUGCUUUAUUUGAA